AUGCGGCUCCCUCUGCAGAAUAGCCAUCUUCAGCACAUGACCAGCCAUACCUUCUUCCGAACAGGGUUCUACCACAACGGUGUGGAAGCCAACAAGGAUGCAGUCGAUAGUGACCAGCAGUUCUUGAAGCACGGCAAGAUUCCUUACGGACCUGGACACAACGUUGUUUUCCUCUUGAGCUCUGCCUUGUUUGCUGGCGAAAGGACUACCUCUUACAGGUAUGCCCAGGUCGCCCAGCAGCUCUUCAAGGACGCACCAGCAAGACCUGAUGGGCCCAAUGGUAGAGUGGCCUGGAGCUACCCGAUGAUUGUCGCGGUUCGCUUCGGCGAUUGGGGCCGCAUGGUGGAGCUUGAUUCGCUUCCACCCGGAAAUUUCAGCCUGCAGUGGCCAUAUGGUUACGGUGUUGUGCGCACGUUUGCCUUGUCUAUCGCAGCAGCCCGGCUCAACCGAUUAGAUGAGGCAGCUAGCAAUCUCCGUAUUCUGCAAAGGUUGUUGCCUGUUGUGUACGCAACGGAGGGUGACCUUGUUGUAAAGGCAUCGCGCAUCGCAAAUUACACUGCAGCAGCCGCUUUGGCUCAUGCGCGGGGCUUUGUGAAGGAGUCUUUAGAGUUAUUCGGUGCCGCAGUGGCCGUGGAGAUGGGAAUGCCAUACGACGAGCCGCCCCCCUGGCUGUUGCCAACCCGCGAGUGCUACGGUCAGGCACAAUUGUCGGCUGGUCAGCCGGCAGAGGCCGAGAGAACAUUUCGAGCAGCCUUGCACGGCUUUUCGUGGCACGCAGAGCCGAACUGCGGCUGGGCCCUGUUCGGCCUGCGGGAGAGCCUUCGGGCGCAGAGGCCCACGCCGAACCGCACCGCGGAGAUCGGGCUGCUGGGCGAGGCCAUUGCUCGCGCUCGGUCUCAUGCCGACUCUCCGCUCACUUCGGCGUGCUCGAUGAUCGCGGGCUCGGGCGUGGUCGUGUGA
Molecule: messenger RNA, 960 nt
Organism: Prorocentrum cordatum
Lineage: Eukaryota; Dinophyceae; Prorocentrales; Prorocentraceae
Source: the annotation of a GenBank genome assembly